GUUCUUAUAAAAGGUAAGACCGCUGAGCAACCAACACACUGCGAUUUCACCGCUGCUUGAGGACAUUCGACAUGCAUUCAGUCAUGAAGUGUCUGUGCGUGGCCCUGCUGCUCGCCUUUGCUUCAUCAGUUAAGGCACAAGAUCGUGCCGAUGAAGAUCUGCGCCUCAUCGCUGCCAGAGUCACGCAGACGGCCAUCAUUUUAAGCACUACAACAACGGUAGUUCCAUCGACUUGCGCGUUGACAGUCAAUGCUGCGAUUUGUGGGGGCGGUCGAAGAAGAAGAUCCGUCAAAGGACUCAGCGUCCAUGAUGCAAGCUCUAAAAGUGAUUCGACUCUCGACGGGUCCAUCUCCGACGUCGUUGAGAAUGAAAGCAACGUCGACGGCGGUGACGCUAAGCUGCAAGUGACGUUGUGGACCCAGGUCUCCUCCACCUUCAUCGUCACUGCCACAUCCACCAACGCUGCCACCAAAUUCUCAGUGUCAUUCCAGUGUUCCCUUCCUGGUGUCCAGUUUCCGGCGAAAUGUACAUAGUCCCCCAAAUUUUCCGUCCGUGGAAUUGCAAUAUUUUCAUUUAUUUCACUUAUUAUUUUAUUUUGGCUACAAGUGAC
Messenger RNA from Hyalella azteca, 610 nucleotides. RefSeq lists its product as uncharacterized. The record is from RefSeq and is a predicted model, not a curated record. Bases 72 to 533 code for a protein of 153 amino acids. NCBI's taxonomy places the organism in Eukaryota, Metazoa, Arthropoda, Malacostraca, Amphipoda, Hyalellidae. The transcript has 4 exons.